UAUCAUGUAUAGAACAAAAGAAGUUCAUAUCAUAUGUAUGAUGGCAGGGGAAUGUAAUGCAGUUCUGUUGCUGCACCUGUGCUUUGAAACUUGUGCUGGAUAAUACAAGAAUGAGCCAGCUCAAGGCUACUUAUUAUAACUGGAAAUGAGCUUUUCCUUUUUUUCUGAAAGCAAGUUCCAAGCCUUCAUGAUGAGUUUUGAGAGUCUGAAAAUAGGCUUAGGAGGGUGUUCAGAAGAACUGGGUAGGGUUCUCGCCUACACACCUCACCUUCUAGUAUUUUGAAGGACUGAUAUUCUGAAGUGUUCUAGGAGGCCAUCUGGAAAGCGCAAUGAGUGUCAAGGCCUUCAAGCUUGUCCCUGCGGUUGAGCGGGAAAUGCUGAUGGGUGACAAAGUUCGGAUCAAUAUUGAAUGCAUUGAGUGCUGUGGAAAGAACCUUUAUAUUGGAACCAAUGAUGGUUCUAUCUAUCACUUCCUUCUAGAAGAAAAGAAUUCACCAGCUGAAAAAACACAUUUUUAUGUUACCAAGCAGUUACAUAAAUACUUAAGUGUUCGGAAGGCUGUGGGUGAGUUGAAAGCAGCGUCAGCACUCAACAGACUUCUGGUGCUUUGUGACAGCACCAUAACAUUAGUGAACAUGAUGAAUCUGGAACCCAUCCCCACGGGGGCUAGAAUCAAAGGAGCUGUGACAUUUGCAUUGAAUGAGAACCCUGUGAAUGGUGAUCCAUUUUGCGUUGAAGUUUGUAUUGUUUCAGUCAAACGGAGGACCAUCCAGCUCUUCUUGGUAUAUGAGGACAGAGUCCAGAUUGUGAAGGAGCUUUCCACUCAGGAGCAGCCCUGUGCUGUGGCCGUGGAUGGCCAUUACUUAUGCCUUGCCCUCACCACCCAGUACAUUAUCCUGAAUUACAAUACUGGAGUCUCCCAGGAUCUCUUUCCUUAUUCUAGUGAAGAGAGACGACCAAUUGUGAAAAGAAUAGGCAGAGAAGAAUUCCUGUUGGCUGCACCUGGGGGAUUAGGAAUGUUUGCAACUGUGGAUGGCAUUUCCCAGCGUGCUCCUGUUCACUGGUCAGAAAAUGUGAUUGGGGCUGCCCUGUGCUUCCCUUAUGUAGUUGCUCUGGAUGAGGAGUUCAUUACCGUGCAUAGUAUGCUGGACCAGCAGCAAAAACAGACUCUGCCCUUUAAGGAUGGUCACAUCCUACAAGACUUUGAAGGCAAAGUAAUUGUAGCUACCAGCAAAGGGGUAUACAUCUUGGUGCCACUACCUCUGGAAAGACAGAUUCAGGAUCUUUUGGCCAGCCAUAGAGUUGAAGAAGCUCUAGUGUUGGCAAAGGGAGCUCGAAGAAAUAUUCCAAAAGAGAAAUUUCAGUUGAUGUACAAACGAAUCCUGCAGCAAGCAGGAUUUAUACAAUUUGCACAGCUUCAGUUCCUAGAAGCAAAAGAACUCUUCAGAAGCGGCCAGCUGGAUGUCCGGGAGCUGAUCUCUCUCUACCCCUUCCUGUUGCCUACUUCCUCUUCCUUCAUGCGGACUCACCCACCUCUCCAUGAAUACGCUGACUUGAAUCAACUGACGCAAGGGGACCAGGAGAAGGUGGCCAAGUGCAAACGGUUUCUCAUGAGUUACUUGAGCGAAGUGCGCAGUAUGGACGUUGCAAAUGGCUACAAGGAAGACAUUGAUACAGCUUUAUUGAAGCUCUAUGCAGAAGCAAAUCAUGAAAGCCUUCUAGAUCUGCUGGUCUCUGAGAAUUUCUGUCUUCUCACAGAUAGUGCUGCAUGGCUGGAAAAGCACAAAAAGUUUUUUGCACUUGGUCUCCUGUAUCACUCAAAUGGUCAAGAUGCUGCAGCAGUACAGUUAUGGGUAAAAAUUGUUAAUGGAGACAUUCAGGACUCUACACGCACAGACCUUUAUGAGUAUAUCGUAGACUUCCUUACCUCUUGCAUGGAUCAUGAACUGGUGUGGAAGUAUGCAGAAUGGAUCUUGAAGCAAAAUGAAGAGGUUGGAGUAUACAUUUUCACUAAAAGACCCUUAGAAGAAGAGCAACAGAAGAACAGCUUUAAUCCGGAUGAUGUCAUCAGCUGCCUUAACAAAUAUCCCAAAUCAUUAGUAAAAUAUUUAGAGUUCUUGGUUCUGGAGAGAAGAAUAAAGAAGGAAAAGUACCACACCCAUCUAGCAGUAUUGUAUCUGGAUGAAGUGCUACACUUGAAAUCACAGGAGGGCAUAAAGAGGGGUGAGGAACUGAGCAAAACACAAGCUAAGCUACGCAGUCUUCUGCAGAAAUCUGACCUUUAUAGAACUCACUUCAUACUAGAUAAAAUCAUUGACUCAAAUCUUCAUAUGGAGUGUGCAAUAUUGUAUGGAAAAUUGGAAGAGCAUGACAAAGCGUUACAUAUCUUGGUCCAUGAAAUAAAGGAUUUCAAUGCUGCUGAGGACUACUGUGUAUGGAAUUCAGAAAACAAAGACCCACCUUACAGGCGGAAGCUUUUCCAUAUGCUGCUUUCCUGUUAUCUGAACUCCAGCUCAUCUGAACACAAACUGCUCAUGGCUGCUGUAGAUCUCCUUAAUAACCACACAGCUGAGUUUGAUGCAGCGAAUGUUCUGCAGCUUAUACCUGACACUUGGUCAGUGCAGCUUCUGUCUUCAUUUCUGACUGGUGCAGUGAGGGAAAGUAUCCAUGCGCAAAGAAUGACUCAGAUUGCCCUGGGAUUAGCAAAAGCUGAGAACCUCACUUAUAAGCAUGAGAAGGUGAAGCUAAAAGGAAAUCAAACUGUGCUCUCAGACAGAAAAGCCUGCCAGGUGUGUCAAAGCCCCUUCUGUGAGCCUGUCUUUGUCAGGUAUCCAAAUGGUGGUGUGGUCCACACGCAUUGUGCUGCAAACAGACUGGUGGAUUCCAACACAAACCACCAUUUAUCUAGCCCCAGUGGACGGACAUGAAACAUUGUUCAAGGUGCUACCUGUUGCUAUGUCGGUUUCCUCUUGGAGUCACCAAGGAGAAUUGGCUGGAUAAAGAACAAAUGCCAAGUCAAGUGGAGAUUGCCCUGGGGUGCACGGGAGGACUUCAGUAAAUGUGAAACACGGCCACUUAAAUUGCUGAUCUCUUUAUGAAUGUAGAUGGCACAAGAAAUUGCAGACUUGUUUAUAAAAUGAAUAACUUCCCUCACAGUAAGGGUGAGUGUUAGGGUGGGGAUGGGGAGUUGGUUAACCCUCACCCACCCCAACGGCCUUUCUUUGCUUUUUUUAAAAAAAUGUAAAAUUUGCACUGAAUUUGGUGAUCAACUGAGCUUGGAAUGAAAGAGGCUAAUGAGGAAAGGCUUCUGUUCCCUGAAUAUGAUUGUCUCCUGAAUAAUUGGCAUGAAGCCACACUACUUUGAGGGGAGGGCAUAGCUGCAUUAUGUCCUAUACUGGGGUCUAAACUUUUGCCUGUCGGACAGCAUCAUGAACUUUGUUUUGUGCUCUUCAUCCUUUUUUGAUGCACUUUGAGCCUUUGUUCGCCUUCCUUCUCUGCCAUAUAGUUCCAAUCAUUGGAGAAAACGUGGAAGCACUGACCUCUGGGUAGUGGCUGCUCUUAUUAGGUAGGAGUAAGAGGGAAGUAGGAGGAUAGUUACACAAUCAUGUGAUAAGCCACAGUGUGUUCUGACAGUACGAAUCACAGAGCAGCCUCCAGAUUCUAGAGUCAUCUGGAAUUAUAAACCAUCGGGGGGAGGGGGAAAGGUCCGAAGGAACAGGCUUUAAUACAUGUUAUGACUUAUUUAUUAUUCUACAGAUGUUCUGUAAAUACAGGUGAAUGAAAUGGUUUUAUAUAUCAAAGUUCUCUAGAGCAAAAUAUGUAACCAGUAAUUCCAGGAAUAGCUUUCUAAGAGUUUACAUCCAGCAUCACAAUCCAUCUUUAGGAUUCUCUAAAAGAAACAAAAUCUAUGCCUCUGAUUUGCUUUGCAGGACUGGGCUUCAGUUCAUACAAAGGGAUAAGGGUGCUGUAAAAGCAUUGGAAAUUGCAUCCUGAAGUGCUGAUGAGUAUUAUCAAACUUAAUAAAUGCUCUAUGGAUUCUGAAA
Molecule: messenger RNA, 4043 nt
Organism: Hemicordylus capensis (graceful crag lizard)
Lineage: Eukaryota; Metazoa; Chordata; Lepidosauria; Squamata; Cordylidae
Gene: TGFBRAP1
Product: transforming growth factor beta receptor associated protein 1
Exons: 12
Coding region: 330-2927 (865 amino acids)
Biological process (GO): intracellular protein transport; vesicle-mediated transport; autophagy
Cellular component (GO): membrane; cytoplasm
Source: RefSeq, a predicted model, not a curated record